This is a messenger RNA of Eimeria maxima, 1089 nucleotides long. RefSeq lists its product as hypothetical. The annotation marks the transcript as partial. The transcript is spliced from 2 exons. NCBI's taxonomy places the organism in Eukaryota, Apicomplexa, Conoidasida, Eucoccidiorida, Eimeriidae. The record is from RefSeq and is a predicted model, not a curated record.
CAACAACAACAACAACAACAACAACAACAACAACAACAACAACAACAACAACAACAACAACAACAACAACAACAACAACAACAGAGACAGCAGCAACAGCAGCAACAGCAGCAACAGCAACAGCAGCAAGAACAACAACAAGAGAGACAGCAGCAGUACCUGCAGAAGGACAAACAGCAGCAGCAACAGCAGCAGCACCAACAACAACCGCAGCAAGAACACCAGCAACAACAGCAACAGCAACAGUAUGACCACCAACAGCAGCACAAACUGCAGCAGCAGCAACAGAAACAACAGCAACAGCAACAGCAGCAACAGCCCUUGCUAGUGCAACAAUUGCAGCAACAAACGAUCCGCCAGCUUUAUCAGGCAAAUGACUACCAGCAGCAGCAGCAGCAGCAACAACAUUUGCCGCAGCAACACUUGCAGCAGCAGCAGGUGCAGCAGCAGCAGAAUUUGCAGCAGCAGAAUUUGCAGCAGCAGCAGAAUUUGCAGCAGCAGCAGCAUUUGCAGCAGCAGCAGCAUUUGCAGCAGCAGCAGCAUCAGCAUUUGCAGCAGCAACAGCAGCAGGGUUUGCAGCAGCAGCAUGUGCCGCAGCAUCAGUAUCAGCAGGAUGUGCAGCAGCAGCAGCAGCAGCAGCAGCAUCAGCAGGAUGUGGAGCAGCAGCAGCAACAGGAUCUGCAGCAGCAGCAGCAGCAGCAGCAGCAGCAGCAGCAGGAUGUUGGUGGCGAGGAUAUACUUGGGGAGGAGACACAAGAAAAGGAGACACAGGAAGAGGAGACACAGGAAGAGGAGACAACAAGGAAAAAGGAGACACAGGAAGAGGAGACACAGGAAGAGGAGACACAGGAAGAGGAGACACAGGAAGAGGAGACACAGGAAGAGGAGACAUAUAUAGAGGAUAUAGCUGGGGAGGAGACACAGGAAGAGGAGACACAAGAAGAGGAGACACAAGAAGAGGAGACACAGGAGGAGGAGACACAGGAAGAGGAGACACUUAUAGGGGAGAAAAGAAGAAAAAAGGAGACAGGGAGGAGAAUAGAUAUACAGGGAGCAGCAAGAGCAGCAAAAGAGGAGAUAAUAAUAUAA